CGACCGCACAAGUGACGGAAACUGCUGCUACAUUCAAACUCCAGGCAUUGGACAAUUAAGGAUGGCGCUAAAGUACACAAUAGAGGAAGCUGUGACUGCCUGGAGAAGAGCAUCGCAAAUUGUUUUCUAUAAUGCAGGUCGAUUAAGCAUUCAAGAUGAUGUUGUGGAUGUUACCGUCACAGCAAGUCAACGAAACCUGGCUAAGGAGGAAAGCGUACGAUUCCAGACCCAUUUCAUAGUACAAAAAAGCAAUUUGAAUUUGCUUUCUCAAACUCCAUCAUCUGAUAUCUCCACAGAGAAGCUUGUAGCAUUUGGAAGCAAAUCAAAUGUGACUGCCAUCAUUAGGGAAACCCCUGAUCCGAAAUCAUACGAAAAGAAAAAUAAGCAAAUCUUGGAAAUUUGGAAAGAUAACUAUCUAUGGAACAGUGUGGACCUUCAGCAUCUGGAUAAACAUGGCAAAGUCUACACUGAUGGGACAUUUGGCUGUUUGGGAUUCUCACCAGAUGAGAAACAUUUGGUGUAUCUAGCUGAGAAAAAAGAACCAAAGAAGCAAUCCUUUCUUCAGUUUGGCGUAGCUGCAUCAGCUGAAGGCACCAAACUGGGAAUCGAGUAUGAUUUUGUAGAGGACUGGGGAGAGCAGCUUGUUGGGAAAUCACAACCAGUCAUUUGCAUAUACAAAGUUGAUUGGGAACCAUUCCAAUCUGAAGAUGCUGUUCGAAUUUUGGAAGCCAGCAACGAAUGGAGUCCGGGACAGUUAGUGUGGUGCUCGAAUCAACAUUUAGCUGGUGUCGCGUGGUAUCAUCAACCGCGCCGAUUAGGCAUUAUAUAUUGCUCUAAUCGUCCGAGUCAAAUAUUCAAAGUUGAUGUGUCUUCCGGCAAAUAUGAUUGGUUUGGCUUAAAGAGUAACACAGCUGCAUCGCCGCGCCACCAUGCAGAAUCCAAUACCCUUGCCUAUUUGACAAGCUUAGCGUAUGGACCUCACCAUAAAGAGCAAAAAAUUGCAAUUAUCAGUCCAGACGGAACAGUUAAACAGGUGCAAACUGACUACAGCGAAUCAUAUAAAGGGAUGUAUAACCAAUCGUUUCCUGAGCGAUGCUGGUCAUCCGAUGGCAAGCUUGUCUUUUACACAACACCAUGCAAGAGCAGCGUCCAGUCUUACGCUUUAGUGCUUGACACUUGCAAAGUUCACAAGCUUUCUUUGCCGGACGGUUGCACUGGAAGUGUUGUUCUUGACGUUUUCCAAGAUUUCAUACUCGUUUGCGGAGUUUCGUUAACCAGACCAGAUCAACUAUUUAUUGGGCACUUUAAUCCGGCCAAGAUAAAUGAAGAGCCUAUACAAUGGAAACGGCUUUCAGGCAAUAACGUUUUACCGUCUGCCCAUUCACUUGCUACCGACGUACUGUCGUUUAAACCUGAAGAUCAAAUGGAAUAUGAAGCUACUUUAGUCUUCCCGCAAAAUGCGUCGGAAAAGACCCCUCUAAUUGUUAUCCCUCAUGGUGGUCCCCACGCCGUGUCGACAGAUCAAUUUAAAUCAGAAGUUUAUUUCUUCUCCCAGCUAGGAUACGCUGUUUUAUUUGUCAAUUAUCGCGGUUCGACUGGAUUCGGCGAGCAGUCAUUGUACUCUCUGCUAGGAAAAGUCGGCGCGCAAGAUGUUCAAGAAGUUCAUCAUGCUACUGUUCAAAUGGUGGAAAAACACUCUAAAGUUCUCGAUAAAGAGCUCGUGUUUUUAUUUGGCGGAUCGCACGGCGGAUUCCUCGUUACACACUUGAGUGGGCAAUAUCCCGACUUUUAUCGAGCCGUCUCCACCCGCAAUCCUGUGAUAGACAUGGCGUCCAUGUUUCCUAUUACGGAUAUUGCCGACUGGACCAUUGUCGAGUCUGGUCUUGGAGAUGGUAGUGAGCUCGAGAACCUCCUCGAACCGCAAUCAUUUUCAAAGAUGUGGGAGUUCUCUCCCAUUAGAUACGCGAAAAAGGUAAAAGCUCCCACCUUGUUGCUUGUGGGGAAAGUUGAUCGUCGAGUGCCUCCAACUCAGUCAAUGGAAUACUAUCGAGCGUUGCAGCUCAGCGGAAUCAAAACAAGGAUGAUUUUGUACGAAGACUGUCAUUCCCUAAGUCAAAUUCCGUUCGACACGGAUGCACUCAUCAAUACGGCUUUGUGGUUUAAAGAGAGCUUGCAAUAGCUUAUUAUUUAUAGCUGGGAUAAGUAUUUUUUAUUAUUAUCUUUGAUUUAGUACUGAAUAAUUUGCGGUUAAAAUAAAAAUGGGAUAAUAA
This is a messenger RNA of Daphnia carinata, 2270 nucleotides long. RefSeq names its product acylamino-acid-releasing enzyme-like. Gene Ontology annotation, molecular function: serine-type endopeptidase activity. The record is from RefSeq and is a predicted model, not a curated record. Bases 62 to 2179 code for a protein of 705 amino acids. Gene Ontology annotation, biological process: proteolysis. Lineage: Eukaryota; Metazoa; Arthropoda; Branchiopoda; Diplostraca; Daphniidae. The transcript is spliced from 11 exons.